UCCUCCAUCGGAGCAGCUGCGCCACGUCCAGAUGUGGACUGUGAACGAAGCCACGUGCAGGUAUCGCUAUGCCGCUAUUGAUAGCAUCAUCACCGAUAGCAUGCUGUGCGCCGGCUGGCUCGACGUCGGCGGUCGCGACCAGUGCUUUGGUGAUUCCGGUGGUCCUCUCUACCACAAUGGUGUCGUCGUUGGGGUGUGCUCCUGGGGAGAGCAAUGCGCUUUGCCUCGCUUCCCUGGUGUCAACGUUCGUGUCUCACGCUUCGCUAACUGGAUCAGGAGCAAUGCCUAAAUUUUCUGGAAGUGCAAUGUAAAAAUAUCGUCUACCAUAUUUUUUUUUUUUCUAUAUUUUACCGGAAAGUUGUUUGGGAUAUACAAUGUGUAUAUAUUUUUCUUCUAAAGAUAGCUAUUAUUGUAUAGAUAAUCCCUACCAAGUUCCAUAAUGAGCUGAGAAAUCGUUUAGGUGCUAGACCCGCUACAGUAGUAGUUUCUGCACUGGUUCGCCUCUAGCGCACCUACAAACGUACCGUAUCAGUAUGCACGCAUUUAGUUUAUAAUACCUAACAGACCCGCAAAAUAUACUUAUCAUUCUGAAUCUUGUUGAGUUUUACGGGGCUGUGUGCCUCAAUAUUUCUUUCUCUUUCACACUCAUAGAUAAAAUAGAGCUAAAAGGCUACCUUACAUGCAUAGCUAAAGUAGGUUUCAAUAGCAAUAAGUACUGGAA
Molecule: messenger RNA, 721 nt
Organism: Manduca sexta (tobacco hornworm)
Lineage: Eukaryota; Metazoa; Arthropoda; Insecta; Lepidoptera; Sphingidae
Product: trypsin, alkaline A-like
Exons: 1
Coding region: 32-289 (85 amino acids)
Biological process (GO): proteolysis
Molecular function (GO): serine-type endopeptidase activity
Source: RefSeq, a predicted model, not a curated record